Colletotrichum phormii is the source of this 830-nucleotide messenger RNA. RefSeq lists its product as uncharacterized. NCBI's taxonomy places the organism in Eukaryota, Fungi, Ascomycota, Sordariomycetes, Glomerellales, Glomerellaceae. The record is from RefSeq and is a predicted model, not a curated record. The transcript has 2 exons. Bases 77 to 730 code for a protein of 217 amino acids.
UCGUCUUUCUCCCCGUUUCCCUAAUCUUCAUCAAAAUCAGACUACACGAACUUGCUGGAGCACUGCUACCAACGCAAUGGAUAUCGAGAGCCUUUUUGAUCGCCUAGCUAGAAGGAAUGCGUUCCUCAUUCAUCUUGUUCGUUUCUACCGACAAUUACAUCCCACGCGCCCUCACGGCUUUACCAUCAAUGCCUUCAUCGUCGACAGAGUCACACAGCCUGUGCCGGCACCAUACUUCCCCAUACUUCUCGGUAGCUGGCGUGUCAUGGCCUGUUUCAUAUUUUGCAAUUCAUUUGUCGUCUAUUAUAUAAUCCUCUCCUCUCUCUGGUCAAGUUUCAGUGUGGUCAUUAUCUCCAUCAUACUUAUCCAGGUCAUUGCCUUGAUCUCUAGAGCGCUUGGGUUAGGAAGCGGUACUUUCACUAUUGGAUCGUUGCUUUCCAGUGUCGGUCAUUACUUUGCCACAAUUUGUCUAGUCGUGGUGUCGAAAGUAUCUUCAUUCUGGCCUUCCAUUUGGCCGUACUUCUGGCUAACAUACUGCCUGUCCGCCAUCCGUCGACGGCGCUUCUCGCAAAACUAUCACGAAGCCUGGAAAUUGAAACACCCCGAGAACUUCAUUCCCGUCUUCUUCGGACAGUCCGACUGCGUCCGAAUCCCGAUUCCAGGUCCCGACGAGCCUGGUAUGGAUGACCUUCAGAUGUGGAAACAUCUCCUUCUUCUAUCGCUUGUCUAGAAUCGAGGGUGGUUUCUCCCAGGUCCUGCUUCCGAAGGCGCUAGUGAGAUUUGAGAUAGUAGAAGUAAGUAAACUGAAGAUAUUUUUCACUGGUCAUCGU